Molecule: messenger RNA, 7630 nt
Organism: Mobula hypostoma (lesser devil ray)
Lineage: Eukaryota; Metazoa; Chordata; Chondrichthyes; Myliobatiformes; Myliobatidae
Gene: slc66a1
Product: solute carrier family 66 member 1
Exons: 8
Coding region: 120-1022 (300 amino acids)
Cellular component (GO): membrane
Source: RefSeq, a predicted model, not a curated record
GACGUGACAACCGGUGUCGGUUUUGAGGGAGCCGGCGUCGGGGAUCUCAGAGUCCUAACGGAGUGCUUACGUUGAAGUUAUUUUGUGAAUAACCACCCUUCAGUAAAACUGUGUGAACAAUGCCUAGGAGCAGCAUCGCUUCACUGUACCUUGGAGGAAACUUUACUACCGAAUGCCCAAAUGGGUCCCAUUAUGUUUGGGAUAUUCUCCAAGCGUGCACCGAAGAUUGGAGGGACAUAGCAAGUGUUGUGUUGGGGUUGUUUUCUGUCAUCUGCUUCAUGUUCUCCACUUUCCCGCAGUGUUACAGGUCCUACAAGAAUGGAGAUAUGAAUCAAGCGUUAUCGCUCUGGUUCCUGUUGGGUUGGUUGGGAGGUGACUCGUGCAAUUUUAUUGGUGCUUUUCUGGCUCAGCAAUUGCCACUGCAGAUUUACACUGCUAUUUAUUAUGUGAUAGUGGACUUGGUCAUGGUCUCAAUGUAUUUUUACUACAAGAUAAAGAACCGGUCUAGACAAGAUGGGUCUGCAGUUAAUGUUGUUGUUGUGCUUGUGAUGCUUGGAACAGCUGGUUCCCUAGUACCAGGCAACAAUCUAGUAUCUCCAAUUGGAGAAAUGCCAACAUUCAACAAGCGCUCUCUUUUGACUAUUCCGCAAGCAUCUGCAAACCAGACAUUUACUACACAGGAAAUCAUUGGAUUUAUAGUUGGCUCAUUUUCAUCAGUAUUCUACCUGGCAUCCAGGUUGCCUCAGUUGUGGAGAAAUAUGCAGAGGAAGUCUACCGAAGGCAUAUCUCUUUGCCUCUUUGCCUUGAUGAUCCUAGGGAAUCUUACAUAUGGCCUGUCCGUGUUGCUGAAGGUCCCAAGAAAGGGACAGACUGAGGAUAACUACGUGGUGCAUCAUGUUCCCUGGCUGGUGGGCAGCUUGGGAACUAUGGCGCUCGACAUUAUGAUUUUAAUUCAGUUUUUCAUGUAUAAAACACAGAAGGAUGAAAGGGAACUAUUAAUUCCACGGAGAAGAUUACACUGAAGAUUUUUAAAAAUGGAAACAAUGAUAAGGGAAAUACUUAUGUAAAUUCAACUGGAAAACCUGAUUUAGUUUAGAAGAUAACUAAACUUUAUGCUGCAUUUCCAUAUUAAUUAAUUUUUACAAUUAUGCUGGAAUCAAGGUCACCUGGGAGAUACCUCACCCCUAAGAGCUUGUUGCACAAACCUGACUUUCAUGCAUCAUCGUGUUCCCACUGGGCGAAGAGGGAGAAAGGUGCAAAAUGUUUGUCGUCUUGAAAUCAGUGGAUGAACCAAUAGAUGAAAGAACAGAGAAAAAUGGUUAUAAAAUUCAUCCAGUCUCAGCAAUUAAGAACAUUAUUUAGUUAUAGACUUGUCCACUGGACUGCACCAAGUGAUCGGUUUCUACAUCUAUGUGUAAUGAUGUUGCUAUUGAUCAGAAAUACUUGAAGAGUCGAAUCAAAUUUCACACAAAGAUAUUGCAGUCCAGAAAUUAACCAACCAUUAAUAUUUGUUUGAACUUAGGAAUGGGGUGGUAAAGCUGCCCAGACAAUUCUUGACCAAACUGCAAUAAUUUUAUUUACAACUGGGUUUUAAUUAGACUUUUAUUGAACUUGAAAUAGUAGAUAUACAAAUUCACAUCAUAGGAGCUGCAUUUUAAAAAUGGGAAGAUGCACUGGGUGACACAGUAGUGCACCUUGUAGAGCCACUGCUUCACAGGGACAACAAUGCCCCAUGUUCAGACUUGACCUCUGGAGUUUGCAUCUCUUCUCUGUGUGACAGGGUUAGAUAUUCUCCAAGAUCUCUAGUUUCCUCCCAUGCCUCAAGAAUGCGCAAGUUGAUAGGUGAUUGGCCACUAAGUUAUUCUGAUGGACUUGGUCCAUAAACAUGAGAUUCUGCAGAUGCUGGAAAUUUUGAGCAACACACAAAAUGCUAGAGGCAGCAUCUGGAGCGGAAUAAGCAGUCGACAUUUCAGGCUGAGACCUGCAUCAGGAUUGGAAAGGAAUGGGGCAUAAAUCAGAAUAAGAAUGGUGAGGAAGGGGCUGCCUGCUUGUUCUCCUUCACUUUACCCCUACCUUAAUCUGGCUUCUAUCUGCUUCCAAUCCUGAUGAGGGGUCUUGGCCCAAAGUGUUACCUGUCCCCUCCAUAGGUGCUACCUGAGUUGCUGACAUCCUCCAGCAUCUGCGUGUGGAGAGCUGAAGAGCCUGUUUCUGUUCUGCACCUCUCAGUGACUCUGUGGUGGCCCUGAUGAAUGUUGGGUGUGGUCAUGAGCCAUUCAAAAAUGUAUUCCUGGUCUGUACUGAUAAUCAACUACAACUUUCCUUGGAUAAAGAAUGGUUAAGGAAUCAGGCAAGUUCCUCAUCUAUUCAGUCACAUUUACCUGACCAGUGUAUGAAGGUGUAAAGCUGGAAUGUAAUUGGGCUGAGCUAUGCGAUGCUUUCAGAAGCAUCACUGGCCCACUGACACUUGCUGUCUGGGCUCAUCAACCGGAAAUGACCACUUGAGUUAUGUAGCAGAAUGCAAAACACUGAACUUGUAUCCCAGCAGGAAUUUGGUUUAUAGGGGAUGGUUCUGUGCAGGUUAUCAUAAAUGUUCCAGUUUUUAAAUACAUUAUCUGUAUUUUAAUUUAAAUAUAUUAAUAUUUUUGUAUGAACUUAAGUGACAAGAUCAAGAAAAGUCUUGUCCAGUGUUUUAAAUUUUUAUGGGUUCUUAUGGAACAUUGUGGCUUAUAAAAUUAGUGAAACUAUUUAAUUUGAUUUUGAUCAUUUGAGAUUUUCAGAAUUGAACCAAUUAGCAGCAAAAUUUGUUUAUCCUUUAUUAUGUUAUUGAUAUGGGUAACAUUCCUUUGGAUUUACCAUUUUUGUUUGGAAUCUCAAUAGUUACAAAAGACUGUUUGGCCCAUUGAGUCCAUGCUGACUCUCCAGCUGCCCUACUUCUGCAUCCUCUCACUGUUGCCAUGCAAAUUCUUUCAGAUAAUUAUCCAAAUACCUUCAUGACUACCCUUGACCAUGCAUUAUAGAUUCUAACCAUUCACCGCACACUGCCAGUCAACUUCAUUUUGUGUUCCCUGGCUCUUGACCCUUCCACCAAUGACAGCAGUUUCUUUCUUCAUCCUUCAUAAUUCAUUGGGUACUCUAGUAUCCCCUCUUUCAACUUUGGCUCCUCCAGCCUAUCCACACAACUAAAAAUCCCUCAGUGAUGGAAUCACUUGAGUAAAAGUGAUUAGUCCAAAGACUGCUUCCUAAAGUACAGUGCUAGUCAUAAAGUUAAUGAUUUCUUUGCUCUAAUCCUGUCUGUCUAUAUUUAUAAAGCCCAAGAUCCUGUUUGUUUUUUUUUAACAACUUUCCCAAUUAUUUGGUCACUAUUAACAAACUAUACCUGUACCUGAAAUUUCCCUGUACUUAACCUUUGUUAGAGUUGUGCCAUUGACUUUAUAUUGUCCUUUCUCAUUCAUCCUGCCACAAUGUAACUUGGCAUUUCUCAGCAUUGCUUGUUCCUCUUAAGGCACAUUUUUCUCACUGCUUCUCCCUCUAUCCUCACUUGUGUUCGGAUCAAGAUUCACAGAACCAUUUUCUGCUCUUAUUUCAUUCUAAUUUUCCUUUUCCUCCUGCAGUAACGCUUAAAACCCAACCUUUUUCUCACUUUUUCCUCGCGUAUUCCUGAAUUAUUUUAAUGCAAAAGAAACAUAAAUUGAUAGCUAUUGAUAACUUUGUAUAAACUAGUUGAUGUAUAAAUGUUUUUACUCUGGUAUUUGACUUUCUUAGCAAGGUAGCAAUAUUUUAAUUUUUUUAUUCAUGCAUUUUUAGAGCUAAAUCAUUGGCACAUAGAAUGUGCUUUUUAAAACAAGAACUACCCUUGCUGUCUGGAUUUACUCAGUAGCUCUAAUUAGUCCCCACAUCUGGAUGUUACACUACAAGCCAUUUGAAAAUAAUGAUCUGUGUGUCAAAUUAAUUUUUUGUUUAUCCCACAAGGCUGAAUUGGCAACUCUGACUUCAGCACAGGCAAAAUCAUCUGCUUAAGCCCAUCAUUCCUACUGAGGCAAAGACCCCUGACCACAGCUCCCCAGAGUCCCAUGUUCUGGGCCACCAGAAGGGUGAUCAGCUCUGUGCUUCCACUUUCACCAUAUAACUUCAUACGUCUCCUAGUCAAAAAUCCUUCCCCUGACAGGACUGAGUUCUAUGGAGCUUCUGUUGCCAUUUCUGUAGUUUGCUAGCCCCAGGCCCAUCCCCUGCCCCCCCCCCCCUUUUGUAGCCAGGCUUGGGACUGUCCAUGGCAGAGUUAACAUAAUUCUAUCCACCAGUUAAAUGUGAAUGGUGACAGUGGUACAGUAUGUAGUUAUAAGCUUCAACUUCAGGCUUUGUUUUCAAGCUUCAUUGUCUGAAGUAUUAUGAAGGAUGUUUGGAGUUGGCCCAAACCCUUAUAAUGCUGUCCUCCAUCACUUCACACAUCCAGCUACUGUAACAAAAAAGUGCACAUAUUAAAGAUUUGCCAGCAAGUUAACUGAAAACAAACAAAGCUUAUCCUAAUAUUUAAUAAUUAUUUAAAAUUAAAUGAAGGUUUGGCCUCUAACUUUUUUAAAAGUAAAAAAACUUGCAAUUGAUGGAUAUUUUUUCUUCGUGUGAUGUGAGCAAGCCCAUCCCUUCUGAAAAUCCUGAAGUAUUCUCAAAAUUCCUAAAGUAUCAGUUAAUUAUUCAAUUCAUACUUGACCUGAGUCAAUAGUGAUUUCUGCAUUUUCCCCUUUUCUCAUCAUCCCUUUGAUUCUUAUCCUAGUUAAGUUCUUGUGCAUUUGACUCUGCUUUUGUUUUAGGUAUAUGAGGGGAGGAGCCUGCAGGGAUUGGGCAAACGGAAAUUGGGGUAGGUAGCUGGAGAAAUAAGGUCAACAUGGCUUCAUUGGGCUGAAGGGCCUGCAUGUAUGCUGUAUUGCUCUACGACUCCAUAACUAGUUGCCCUCCCUAUUUGAAUAUUUUAAUAUUCAUUGUUAUGUUAUUUCUGAAGUAAUAUUGGGAGAAAAUGGCAUCUGUGACUGUGAGCACCAACAACCACUGAAAGCUCAUGGGUUUGGUAUUUUUUUGCAUAACUUUCUUCUGGGCAGCUUCAUACUGAUUCGCUUAUUUUAUGCAUUUAUUUGUUGCAUUUGUGUUUCAGAUUAAUUCCAAUAUAUUGUAGAUGGUAUUAGUAUUAACAGACUGGCUGAGUUUUUGGGUGCUCAUGUUUAAAACAAAUUGUGCAAAGUUACAGAGAAGAAAGUUUUUGCCCUGUUAUCUCAUUGUGUUGUUGGUUAAUUAGUUCCUGACGUAGGUUCCUCCAACAAUCCUGAAUAUGUCAUCCUAAAGAGCAUUUGACAAAGGGUAUCUGAUUGUCCUUAUCAGGACUAAAUGACCGGAAGGUCCAAAAGAGGGAGAACAUGAGUGAUGAGGGAAACUGCAGCCAUUUACUAAUUUGUUUGUUACCCCACAGGCUUGUUCGGGGUGUAUUUAAAUAUGCAAUUACAAGUACAUCAUUGUAGAAAUGGACAGGGAGUCUGUUGAGCCCUUCAGACCUAAUCUUUUAUCCAUCAUGACUUAUCCUUUCAAAUCUUCACAAAUUGCUAAAUUCAAACUUGCCUUUUAAUUUGGCUCUGUUUAUUCAUUUGGCUCUUCGUAAUCUCUCAGAAGAGGGUUGGAUUAAUGUUGCUCUGUAUUGAUUUCAAACAAGGAUGCGCUGAGGUAUUUCACAAAAAGGCAUUAAUGUCACUCGGCUACUUAAGAGGAAAUGGAAAAAAUGGUCAUAAAUACAUUGAAAAGGGUACCUUCACAGGGAAUUUAUCUCCUCUGCCAUAGCUGAGGGGAUAGGAAUGUUUACAAAAGGUGCUGCACUUCGUUGCACUCGUUGGUGUAGAGUAUACCAGUACUGAUUGAUAGGUAGAUACUUUAUUGAUCCCAAAGGAAAUUGUAGUGUCACAGUAGCAUUACAAGUGCACAGAUAUAAAUAUUAGAAAAGUAGAAAUAAUAAAAAAUAAGUUGCCACAAACAGUCUAACUGGAGGGGGGUCAUCACUUCUCUGGCCUGACUCACUCUAGAGCCUAAUGGUCAGGGGUAAGAAUGACCUCAUAGCGCUCUUUGGAGCAGCGCAGUUAUCUAAAGGAUGCUUGAAUUUCCCCAGGCAAUGGAGGAUUCUGAGUAACCCACUUCUCACACGAACUGUCUGGUUGGUGACAAAUCUACUUUGUAUUUAUGAAUAGUUACCUUCUGCACAGGAUGUUUAUGCAGUUUACUGGUCACUUUAGUGCAUAUCUGGUUUUUGAGUGAUUAUUUUUUCCAGUAUAUGUUGCUAUGAUAUUGUAAAUUACAAGAUAAAGGGAGGCAACAUUUCACUAUUUUAUUGUACUAUAAUGUUCUUCCUAGUUUGACUAAUAGAAAAUAUCAAAUUGUAUUUUAAUUAUUUUUAAUACAAUAGUAGAUCAGUUUAUUUAAAUGUUAGAUAAACUGCUAUUUCUAGCAUCUGAAAGUCAAUUAUUGAACAAUGUAAAUGUACGCAUAAUAUAUCAAGCAUUUAUCAAAGAAGCAGUUAAUCAAAUGAACAUUUUUCAUUCUCCUAUCUUUUUAUAUUUGGUGUUUCUUUUUUCCCCUGAAUAAACCAAACAUCAAACAAUGUUAGACACUAGAGGGCUGUGGGAUUAAUUAAAUGAAUGACUUUAGAAGGAGAAAAUAACUACAGUAUUUAAAUGCAUCCAAUCACUUAGUAUUGGAAAAGACUGAGCUUGGCAGCUUUUCACAGGCUGUCUGCCCAAAUGUCUGUGCCAUUUCUUUGAAAGCUUUCCAAUUAACUGUACAUGCCAGUGUCUGAUGAUGCCCCCACCUCCUGCCGCUUACCCAAUCUUCCUUCCCACAUUAAAGCGGUUUUCUUAAAGUUACUAUUGAAUCUAUUUCCUUCACCUUUUGGUUGUUUCAAAUUUAAAACCACUCAGUAGUAGUAGAAACUUUGUUCCACACCCACCUGGCUCUUUGCCAGUUUAUCGUACUUUGUGCUGUCUGUUUGCCAACUUCCUCGCCAGAGAAAAUAAUUUUGCUGCUUCUACUCUACUCAGGCCUGUCCUAAUAUUGGACAUCUUCCCUUGACUUUCUCUCCAUUCUUUCAUUAUAAAUGCACUCUCCCAUCUGAGAGGAUCCCUAGUACAACUUUUGCAAAGUUUUGUGUUCUUAGACAUGGAGCUCAGAACUGAAUGCAACAGGGGUCUGGUUAGUGACUGAUAACAAUUUAGCAUAACCUCCUUGUGGUCCCAUACAUCUGUUUCAAUGUACACAAAUAAUUAUGUCUGCCUUUAAUGAUUUUCCUCCCUGGACAGCAUUGUUCAAUUGAGCAAGGAUGCACUCUGUUUGUACUGCAUGUCAGUAUAGACAGGAAGGGAGAGAAACUUGCAUGCCUGUGAAGGAAAUUGAUCUCUGCCAAGCCUCAUUAGCUGCUCUGUUUAGGAUAUUCAGUACAUUAUAGUACUAAUCUAUUUUAUCACAACAGAAUCAAUGUAUUUUGCAGCAUACUUGAAUACAAAUAAAAUUAAUUUUGUUUAAUAUAAUGUAUGAUAAAUUCAGAAUAAUUUGUUUUAAAAGUUUACAAACUUGUUUUAAACAUUCCCAAUGUUUGUAUAAUGGUUGC